AUGCUCAAUAGUCUUUUUAUUGUCAAUACUUCAGGUGAUGUUAUACUGGAAAAACAUUGGAAAUCGGUGAUUCAUCGAUCGAUUUGUGACUAUUUUUUCGAUGCUCAACGAAAGGCAAGUUCCCCAGAAGAUGUACCUCCAGUUAUUUCAACACCUCAUCAUUAUUUGAUCUCUGUAUAUCACAAUCAAAUCUAUUUACUGGCGGUAACCACAUCGGAAACCCCUCCAUUGAUGGUUCUUGAGUUUUUGCAUCGAGUCGUGCAAACGUUUACCCAAUAUUUUGACGAGUGCUCUGAUAGUGCGAUCAAGGAUAAUAUUGUUAUCGUUUUUGAGCUUCUCGAUGAGAUGCUUGACAAUGGAUAUCCUUUGGUGACUGAACUGAAUAUCUUACAAGAUCUCAUCAAACCGCCGAACUUCUUGAGAAAUAUUGCAAACCAGGUGACUGGUCGAACGAAUGUUUCCGAAGUUCUCCCCACUGGUCAACUAUCGAAUAUACCAUGGAGAAGACAAGGGGUGAAAUAUACGAACAAUGAGGCGUACUUUGAUGUGAUUGAGGAAAUCGAUGCCAUCAUUGACAAACAAGGGUCCACAGUUUUUGCCGAAAUACAAGGAUAUGUUGAUUGCUGCUGUAAAUUAUCGGGAAUGCCGGAUUUGACGAUGACUUUGGUGAAUCCCCGACUGUUGGACGAUGUCUCAUUUCAUCCGUGUGUCCGCUUCAAGCGAUGGGAGAACGAACGCGUGCUUUCCUUUGUGCCACCAGAUGGAAAUUUCCGACUACUCUCUUAUCAUAUUGCAGCUCAAAAUAUGGUAGCCAUUCCUGUUUAUAUGAGACAUUCAAUUCAACUAAAAGGCGGUACUGGAAGACUUGAGUUGACUGUUGGACCGAAACAGAGCAUGGGGAAAAUGUUAGAAGAAGUCGUUGUCGAGAUGUCGAUGCCCAAAGCGGUACUCAACUGUAGCCUGGUUCCUUCACACGGGAAAUACUCAUUCGAUCCAACAAGUAAACUCCUUCAAUGGAAUGUUGGAAAGAUUGAGCUGGGAAAACCACCAACACUCAAGGGAACGGUAUCGAUCUCGGGAACUGCUGCCUGUGAACCGCCGCCAAUCACUGUCAAGUUCAAGAUUAAUCAACUCACCGUUUCCGGACUAAAGGUGAACCGUUUGGACAUGUACGGAGAGAAGUACAAGCCCUUCAAGGGAGUCAAAUACAUCACAAAAGCCGGACGUUUCCAAGUCAGGACA
Messenger RNA from Mesorhabditis belari, 1242 nucleotides. The record is from the annotation of a GenBank genome assembly. NCBI's taxonomy places the organism in Eukaryota, Metazoa, Nematoda, Chromadorea, Rhabditida, Rhabditidae.